Molecule: messenger RNA, 3039 nt
Organism: Cyphellophora attinorum
Lineage: Eukaryota; Fungi; Ascomycota; Eurotiomycetes; Chaetothyriales; Cyphellophoraceae
Product: TPR repeat-containing protein C19B12.01
Exons: 2
Coding region: 1-3039 (1012 amino acids)
Molecular function (GO): protein binding
Source: RefSeq, a predicted model, not a curated record
AUGGAUCUGCUCUUCCCAUAUCCCAAAAUGGGCAACUCCUGGCUAGAGAUCCUCCACGACCCUCUCACACGAAAGCUGCUGGGCUUUGACGCCGUUCACGCCGAAAAGGGCCCCUUCCUCGCCGGCGUCAGCUCUCGUCUGAAGUUCUUACUAAGCGAUACCUCGAAGCAUCUAUCCUUCCUGAAGAUCGGCUACACCGCACUCGAAGCAUUCCUGCAAGCGAAUUGCACCGGCCCACCGCUUCCCUUCGAUCCAGAGGAGAGCAUUUUCCCCGAAGCAUAUCGCGGUGACGACGUGCCCAACAUUAGGCAGGAAAUGCUCAAGAACUUGGCAGUCGAUGGGAAUGCCGUGUACCACCUUACACCACAUGUCGAAUUGUUCUGGCUGGCGAAGCUCAUCAUGUCCAACCCCACUCUCGCAGAGCCAGGUUUCAACGGACGGAGAGCACGGUUCAGAGUCAAUCACUGGCAUCAGAAGCUAUUAGGCGAGAAGUCAGAGUGGUUGAAAGAUCAUAUCUACGCUGAUGCGGAAGUGCUGGAGUCGCAGUUGUACUCUCGGUUGAAUUUUGGAGGCGCUGCGGCAGAAGAGCACUUUGUCGAGUUUCUGAUUGAAAGAGCGCAGGUUCGGAUACUGUACGGUGAUGAUGCGCGAGCUCGUGAAGAUUUAGCUCGAGCUGCGCAGACGAGGAAUUUCCAGUUCGCCUUGACCGGCGCGCUGGGAAAGCGGACUAAGUUUCAGAGGAAUGACUUGAGUCAAUUGGUUGUGCUGGCAAAGAGCCGCGACCACGAACCCGAAUCGUAUGCUAGCCGCAAGUCAAGUCGUGCAGAUCCAUCAACGUCAAGACGGAGCAGUAAGGUAGAUGUUGCCAGAUCACCACCAGCCAGUCCUUCAGUACCGCCCGAUCCGGCGACGAUGGCUUUGAGACCACUGCCACCAACUUCUGCGCCAACUUCACCUGUCCACGAGCACAAAGUGUCGCCCUUGGCAGCUGCGCCAGUGCAGCCGGAGAACAUAUUGUUGAAUGACGACACGCUACUUGAGCAGAUCAAAUUCAAGGAGCAAUCAAAUGUCAAGCCAGAGAUGACUCAAGUGUCAGAAGAGUCCAAGCUGCCAACUCGGUUAGCAGAAUUGGACCCGUCAAGCCAGCCGAUGCUGUUCCCAAUGGACAGCAUUAUUCUACUCGCCACGGCGUCCAGUAUAUCGAACACAUCCCCUGACGAUGGCUUGACUCGUGAGGAGACCCUGCCAUAUGCUACGAGAGUGCUUGAAGGCGGCUCAUCGAACUGGCAAGUGUAUACUCAAGCUCUCCUCGUACGCUCCAGGAUCGAAGGGUACAAGUCAAGGACGGUCGAGCGUGGUCUUCUGCAAUUGCAAGCGCUCGUCGAUCAAGUCAUCGCCGAGACAACGCAAGUCAAAGACAAGCCAUCAGCGGAAGCCAACACUGACUCAUCUGCACCGGCCACCUUUCUUCCGAAAGCCAGAGAUUCCGAAUCCGCGUCAGUUGCUGAGCGUCUGAUGUACAUACACCAGUUGUCAUCACCGCUUCGAUGGGAGCUCGAGGCUGAGUUAGCACAACGAUGGACAAGUAUGGGGGGUCUGAAAUCAGCACUGGAAAUAUAUGAACGUCUACAGAUGCAGGCCGAAGUGGCAUUGUGCCUAGCUGCAACUGACAGAGAGAAGGAGGCAGAAGAUUUGAUCCGAGGACUAGUCUUCGCUGAACCAUCCGCGCCUGCUGGCGAGGAGAAGAUCUUGCGUACUUCUCCCACAGACACGCCGCGACUCCUAUGCAUCCUCGGCGACAUCACAAGCAACCCUCUGUACUACCAAACCGCCUGGACACACUCCCGCAACACCUACGCUCGCGCUCAACGCUCACUGGGCAAACACUACAUGCGCGCCCGCGACUACUCAGCCGCAGCCAACGCCUAUUCACUAGCCCUAACCCGUGGAAAACUCGACCACUCAACCUGGUUCUCCCUCGGCUGCGCCCAAAUCGAGCUCCUCGACUUCGAAUCAGCAGUCAACUCCUUUCAGCGCUGUGUCGCCCUCGACGAUCGAGACGCAGAAUCUUGGUCGAAUCUCGCGAUCAGCCUCCUGCGCCUGCCUGAACCAGACCAAGCAGAGCAGGAUGACAGCGAUCCAGCAGCGACCCCACGCGCCGACUCAUCCUCAAUCCCCCAUCCACCGCCACGAGAUGACGACCCAGAGAGUUUCGCUGGUCCACCAAACCCUCACCGGAACAAACAGAUGGCGCUGUCGGCGUUGCGCAAGGCGGCGACGCUGAAGCGGGAUGAUGCGCGGAUCUGGGAUAAUUACCUGACUGUCGCGGCUAGUAUUCCGCCUAGUGGCGGGACGCCGUGGGCCGAGAUCAUACAGGCGAUGCAGCGUGUCAUUGAGCUGAGGGGCAAGAAGGAAGGCGAAGCCGCUGUUGAUGUCAAGAUCUUCAGCGUGCUGGUUCACAACGGCGGCAGUACCGUGGCCGAAGAAUUAUUGCCAGAAGAAGCAUCCUCCAACAACAACGCACCAGCAGAAGAGGUCGGCCCACCCGACUCCUCACAAUCCACAACACCCACCCCUCAAACCACCACAACGGCAGCAUCUCUGUCCUUCCUCCCCCGCGCCCUCCUAACCCUCUCCGACGUCCACAUCUCCCCACUCGUCACAACCUCUCCCAAACUAUACUACCUCCUCGCGACCCUCGCCCUUUGGCGCCACCGCCCCUCCGAAGCCCUGUCCCUGCACGAAAAGGCCUGGCGCGCUGUCACGAGCCGACCGGAUGCUUAUACGAGCGAGGCGGGAUUCGGACGGGUCGUGACAGCAACGGAGGUGCUGGUUGCGGCGUAUGAGGAUUUGGGAGGUAGGGAGAGUGAACGUCUGGGCGGGGGUGCUGGUGAAGGGCGGAAGGUAGAGGAGAAAUGGCGGUUCAAAGCGCGGACGGCGGUGAGGGGGGUGUUAGGGAAGGGGAGGGAGGUUGGCGAAGGAACUGAAGCUUACGAGCGACUGAAACAGCUCGGUGAGAGCGAGAAGUUGAAGGGGUGA